UGGCACCAUUACUUGUUAUACGUUCUUGAACUAAACUGGCUAGCUCAUUUACCCUAGUUAUGGUAGAUACUCCAGUUAAGCAAGAAGAAGAUGUUAUACAUUUGAAUGGAUUAAAAAAUGAGUCGGAUAUAAAUACCUCAUCUUUGCAAAAACCAAAGAGACCGUCAAAAAAACGUAGCCAUGAAGGUGAACUUGAGUUAUGGAGGCUUCCGCCUGCUUACAAUACAUUGUUCGACGUAUUUAAGAUUAUCAAUACAACCUAUACUUUUCUAUAUUCAAAAAGUUCUUUAACAAUCACGUUUCCCUUGUUAAACUCAAGCAUACGUCAAUCUUUAAGAAGAGAUCUAUCACUUUUGGAACUUUCCCAGCUUAAAACAGUUGUUCCAGAGCUAAUUGAGUUAAAUUACAAGUCACUUGAGAGUUUGAUUAUGGAAACCAACAAAAAUGUCUAUGCGGAUAUGCCAAGACAAACAUAUACUGAUGGCCAACACUCUCAGGAGUCGAAUUACAUUCUGACAGUUUUUUUGAUUCAAACUUCUGAAUCUACAGUGAAACGCCAAAAAAAGGAGGGUCCAACUAUGAAAUCGCGGAUUCAAAAAGGGAAAUUUGACAUAAACGCAUUAAAAAAGGAAAUUGACAAUCGCAAUGCAAUUUUCUCAAAAGGUUUACAAAAGCUUUUAAGGUUUUGUAGUUCUAAAAGGAUAGAUCCGGAAAAGCAUUUGAUUGAAGAAGCUGAAAAAAGGAUACCUACUCCCCCCGAUGCUGUAGCAAACUCUCCGUUAAAGGCAGGUGAGGACCAUGAACUGAAAGCUCCAUCUUCAAUUGAAGAUGUCUUAGUGAACUUGGCUGAGGAAGGUACUUAUGAAGGUCAGAUAGUCCGAGAAAGUCUAUAUCAAUACCCUGCUGUAGAACCACGAUUUGGGAAUUUGAAGCGUAAUCUUUCACAAAGCUUGGUAAAUGCCUUAUAUAGCUCUAAAAAUAUUGAGAGACUAUAUUCUCAUCAAGUAGAUGCAAUUAAUGCUCUCUGGGAAAAUUUGCAUGUCAUCGUUUCAACUGGUACUUCUAGUGGAAAGUCUUUGAUUUAUCAGAUACCUAUUUUGGAUGAAUUGGAAAAAGAUAUAAAAUCUACUUCCUUUUUCGUAUUUCCAACAAAGGCUUUGGCACAAGAUCAGAAACGAUCUUUAAUGGAUGUUUUAAGUUAUAUGCCUUCAUUAGCUCAUAUACGGAUUGAUACAUUUGAUGGUGAUACACCAAUUGAGGCAAGAAAUGGAAUUAUUGAGAAUGCAACUAUUAUUUUUACAAAUCCGGAUAUGUUGCACCAGACAAUACUACCAAACCAUCGUCGAUGGGAUAGAUUUUUCAAAAACUUAAAGCUUUUUGUACUUGAUGAAGCACAUAUUUAUAACGGUAUUUUUGGUGUUCAUGUUGCUAUGAUUAUGAGACGGUUAAGAAGGAUAGUAGAAUACUAUCAUAACGAUCGGUACAGAUUUAUCUCUUGUUCGGCUACAAUUGAACAACCUGUGCGCCAUAUGAAUAUGAUUUUUGGAGUUAAAAAUGUGAAACUCAUAGAUUACACAGCUUCCCCCUCGGGUGCGAAACAUUUCUUAAUGUGGAAUCCACCUUUGGUAGAUAAGAAUAAUGUUAAUUCGGGAAGGAAACCGGCGAUUAUGGAAGCUGCUAAUUUACUUAUUUAUCUUUGUGAGAGGAAAGUUCGUACUAUAGUAUUCUGCCGCAUUCGUAAAGCUUGCGAAUCGCUGAUGAGAUUGGUACGAGGACAACUAAAGGCAUCUCAUAAAGAAUACUUAUUAGAGAAAAUCCAAAGCUAUAGAGCUGGGUAUACAGUUCAAGAGAGGAGAAAAAUAGAAAAAGAAAUGUUUUGUGGUAACCUCUACGGAAUCGUUGCAACGAACGCCCUCGAAUUAGGUAUCGACAUAGGCUCCUUAGAUGCGGCCAUUACCGUUGGUUUUCCAAGCUCAUUAUCUAAUCUUCGACAACAAUUUGGAAGGGCCGGAAGACGUAAUAAAUCUUCAAUGGCCAUAUACGUAGUGGAAACGUUCCCCGUGGAUCAAUAUUACUUGCAACACCCUACCUUAAUUCACACACAUCCUAACGCACAGCUAACAUUGGAUCUCGAUAAUGAAGUUUUGAUGGCAAAUCAUCUGCAAUGUGCCGCCUUUGAGCUGCCAAUAAACACAAUGAGCGACAGUCGAUUUUUUGAGGGUGAGUUAUUUGAAAUUUGCAAAAAUCACUUGGCAGAAAAAGAAAACGACUUGUUUUUACCUCACCCAAAAUUCCUGCCUUUUCCUGCAGCCCAAGUACAAAUUCGCAACAUAAAUGAAGAUAUGUAUACCUUGGUUGAUGUAACCGACGACAAAAACGUUGUUUUAGAGCAACUGGAACCAUUUCGUGUUAUGCUUGGUGCUUAUGAAGGUGCUGUUUAUGUAUAUCAAGGAAAGACAUUCAUAGUGAAAUCGUUGAAUAUAUCAAGAAGGUUAAUUACCUGUCACAGGGUAGACGUAGAAUGGUCUACUCUUCAAAGAGAUUACACUGACGUUGAUCCCCAACGGAAUCUAGGAAGGAAAACCCUGCAGUCAGGUAAUAUUAAUGUUUUUCAAGGAAUCGUCUCAGUGACGUUACAUGUGUUUGGCUAUUUCAAAGUUAAUAAACAGAGAGACAUACUGGACGUUGUUGAUAUCGUGGAUAACCCAGUUGAAAUGAUUAGCCGUGGAUUUUGGAUUGAUGUUCCAUGGCAUAUUGUAGAGAUGUUAUCAUGGAAAAAAAUCAAUGGCGCAGCAAGUAUACAUGCUGCUCAGCAUGCACUUAUGUCUUUAAUGCCAAUAUUUUCUGGAAAUGGCGGAAACGAUAUAAAAACGGAAUGCAAAUCAGGUGAAAAAGAAUUCAAGCAAGAAGCUAGUGAAAGAAGAAGACCAUCACGACUAAUUUUUUACGAUAAUUGUGGUGAAUGCGGUGGAGCAGACUUGUGUAAAAAAGCCUAUACGUACAUUGAUGAAUUGAUGAUUAUGGCGGUAGAUCGUCUGCAAAACUGUGGAUGUAAAAUACGCGAAGGUUGUCCUCAAUGUAUUACAAGCAUCCAAUUUGAAGGAGGAAUUUGCUCUGGAGAAGUAUUAGACAAAUGGGGAGCACUUAUACUUUUAAAAAUGCUAAUCGGUCAGAAUGUUAAUCUUGAUCUUUACCCGGAUGGACCAGAGGUAGACGAAUAUCACGCAUUAAGGACACUUAUACCAACAUAACUAUAUGUAUUAAUUCAAUGAUUCCUACUUCUUGCUGAAAGUUUGCUUUAUAGGAAGCUCAGAGAGUAUGCUCCACAACCCUACCCUAAUGUCAAGGAUGGCAUCUACUCCGUCAGCAUACGUUCCUUUUUUACCAUUUACUAAGUCAGAUAUUCCGUUUAACAAGGUCGCU
Schizosaccharomyces octosporus yFS286 is the source of this 3423-nucleotide messenger RNA. RefSeq names its product RecQ type DNA helicase Hrq1. The transcript is spliced from 2 exons. The record is from RefSeq and is a predicted model, not a curated record. Gene Ontology annotation, molecular function: nucleic acid binding; ATP binding. Bases 60 to 3251 code for a protein of 1063 amino acids. Lineage: Eukaryota; Fungi; Ascomycota; Schizosaccharomycetes; Schizosaccharomycetales; Schizosaccharomycetaceae.